UCCGUCGCAUCCAUUUCUGCGCGUCCAAGAAAGAGGCAAGAAGCAGCGCGAGCCGCGACGCAGCAGGCCGCGCGGCAGGGCCGGACAGCCGGGGACGGUCUGCGGGCAGAGCCGGGAUGGAGCUCCGCCCGGAGCCGCCGCUCGCCGCGGCUUAGAGCCGGGAGAGGCGACAUGACUGCGGCAUAGAGGAAGACGCCGCUCCGCCUGUUUGUACCGCCGCGCAGCAGCAGGAUGGACGGAUAGACGGACAGCAGCUCGGGGUCAGGAUGUCGGGGCCCCCAGGGCCCCCCGUGUCCCCGGGGGCCGGCGGGGCGGAGCUGCCGGACCUGAGCCACCUGACGGAGGAGGAGCGCAGCAUCAUCCUGUCGGUUAUGGAGCGGCAGCGGCAGGAGGAGGAGAAGGAGCAGAGCAUGCUGAAGGAGGAAGCCAAGCCGCCCGCCUCGUGGAAUCCGUUCAGUGGUAUCACUGAUUUGGUCUCUAAUGUGACCAGUAACGUUUCCAGCACUCUGCAACCGCCGCCCAGUAAACCCCCCGCUGAGCAGGGGGCCAACACGAAGUUGCACCAGCAGUUUGAGCUGUAUAAGGACCAGGUGAGGAGGAUCGGGGAGGAGGCGCCGGCUGGCCCCGUCACCCGCGGCGAUUCGCCAACCUGCGGCGUCUGCCGAAAAACCAAGUUUGCCGACGGCUGCGGCCGCGCCUGCUGCUACUGCCAGACCAGGUUCUGCGCCCGCUGUGGGGGGCGGGUGGCGCUACGCUCCAACAAGGUGAUGUGGGUGUGUAACGUGUGCAGGAGGAAGCAGGAGAUGCUCACCAGGUCGGGGGCGUGGUUUGACCCCGAUGCCAACGUGCCCCUCCCUCCCGCCAGCGAGGGCUCCUGCGGGGUUUCCCACCCUGGUCCACAGGGGCCGGGGGCCCCGGGGCCUCUGAAGAACGGAGCCGCCAUGCGGAGGCGGAGCUUGUCGGGGUCGUACUGCGAUGGCGGCGGCAGGAUGCCUCACUCCCCCUCCGACCACGGCCCGGACCCCCGCGCCCGCUCGCCUCGUGGUUCCCAUGGUUACGAGGAGGAGGGCCGGGGCAGGAGGAGCUCCAGCAGGGACGGGCGGGGCCGCUGGCCCUCUCAGGACUAUCCUCUGGACCAGGCGCAGGACGAGCGGGAGCUGCGGCGCCGGCAGGAGGAGGAGUACCAGGCCCGUUACCGUAGCGACCCCAACCUGGCCCGCUACCCGGUGAAGCCGCAGCCGAGCGAGGAGGCCAUGCGGGUGCUGGCGCAGGUCGGCCGCAUGCGCCACCAGCGCCGCCACAGCGACGUUUCCCUGGCAACCACCGAGCUCGCUCUCCGUCAGCAUCGGGCAUCAGGAUCGGCUGGAGGCGGAGGUCAGAGGUCGUACUCGGUAGAGCGGGCCAAUCAGGCGAGCCCCACCUCUCCGCGUCGCAGCCCCGUACCCCAGCAGCACCUGGACCCGAGCUCCGCCCUGCGGAGGAAGAUGACCAAUGAGAGGGGCCAGAGGAUGGGGAGGCUGCACGUGAUUGGCAGCUUCAGCAGCUCAGAGGAGGAGCUGGCGACCACGCCCGAAUACACCAGCUGUGACGAACAGGACCGAGACAUGGAUGGCCACUGGUGGGAUCAUGGUUCCUGGCACGGCGACACGGCGGCCAUGUCAAUGCAGCCAGUCACAUGGCAGCAGUCCAAGGAUGGGGAGCGUCUGAUUGGUCGGAUCCUGCUGAACAAGAGGAUGAAGGACGGGACGGUUCCCGCGGAUACGGGGGCGCUGCUGGGGCUCAAGGUGGUGGGGGGGAAGAUGACGGAGUCGGGCCGUCUCUGUGCCUUCAUCACUAAGGUGAAGAGAGGAAGUCUGGCCGACACUGUGGGACACCUGAGACCAGGUGAUCAGGUUCUGGAGUGGAACGGUCGGGUUCUUCAGGGCGCGACCUUUAAGGAAGUCUACAACAUCAUCCUGGAGUCCAAACCGGAGCCGCAGGUGGAGCUGGUGGUGUCCCGGCCCAUAGGGGCCGACGGCUCCCACCUGCAGCUGGAGUCCAGUUCCAGUUCCUUCGAGUCUCAGAAGGUCGGGCCCUCCAUCUCCGUCACGUCUCCCAUGAGCCCCGGCGUUCUGCGCGACGCGCCGCAGUUCCUGUCGGGUCAAGUCUCUAGUCCAUGUGUGUCUAGACGGACUCCUCUUGUUCCCAGAAUUCAGGUGAAGCUCUGGUAUGAUAAGGUCGGUCACCAGCUGAUCGUCACGGUUCUUGGAGCGAAGGAACUUCCUGCCCGGGAGGACGGUCGGCCACGGAACCCGUACGUCAAGAUCUACUUCCUGCCUGACCGCAGUGACAAGAGCAAGCGCAGGACGAAGACGGUGAAGAAGACGGUGGAGCCGCGGUGGAACCAGACCUUCAUGUACUCUCCGCUGCAUCGCCGCGAGUUCAGGGAGCGUCUGCUGGAGCUCACGCUGUGGGACCAGGCCUGCAGCCGGGACGCCGAGAGCCAGUUCCUGGGAGAGGUCCUGAUCGAGCUAGAAAGCGCCCUAUUGGACGAUCAGCCUCACUGGUACAAGCUGCAGAUGCACGACGGAUCCUCGCUGCCGCUGCCCAGCAGCUCCCCCUACCUGCAGAGACGAGUAGUGCAGCCCGAACACAGACGCCUGCAGAACAAAGGCCCUUUCUAUAACUCAGGGUCUCAGAGGAUCAGCGACGGCGAGUUCUCAGACUGUGAGGACGGCGUCGGCGUCGUGUCAGACUACAGACAGAAUGGGCGGGACUUCCACAGCUCCACCCUCUCAGUGCCAGAACAGGUGAUGUCGUCCAAUCACUGCUCUCGCUCAGACAUCGUCAGGACGAGGUCGCGGUCGCCAAGCCAACCGCCUCCACACAGCGGCCUGAUGUUCCCUCUGUACCGGGACGAGGCCGUGCGGCUGCUGCGCGGCUCCAGGCUCAGCAGGACGCUCUCUGACAGCCAGGCCUGCAGCCUGGACAGAAGACAAAUGAGGAGAAUGUCUGGAGUCCAGUCCCUCGACUCCCACGACAGGUACAGAUAUAGUCCUAACCAUGCUCCCUGGCCAAACCACAUGGUGAAUGGGAGCUGUGAGGACUACAGUCAGGACUUCAUCCCUGACUUCCCGUACGACCCCGACGCCUUUGACGAGGAGCUGCUGAGGUCGACGCCCCGGGGGGGAUCGACGCAGACGAGUCCGCUGGGAACUCCGGUCUGCGGCCGGCGAGGACGCCACCUCCCCGCCAUCCCGCCCAAAGGAGCACUAGACAGAAACGGAGGGGAGAUAUCUGAGCCCUGUCAAGGAACACCAGUAAUGCCCCAGAUUUUGCUGCCUGUCCACCAACAGGCCACUCCGUCUGUCUCCCAACAGGCACCUCCCCCUGUCAAUCAUCAACCACCUCCCAUCAUACGAAUCCAAGCCCCUCCUCCUGCAUCUCCCCAUCCCCAGCCAGCUCCUCCUGCUCCAGCUCCCGCCGCAGCCCCUCCCCCAGCUCGUUUACCUGCCGCAGCCCCUCCCCCAGUUCGUUUACCUGCCACAGCCCCUCCCCCAGCUCGUUUACCUGGCCCAGCCCCUCCCUCAGCGCGUUUACCUGGCCCAGCCCCUUCCCCAGUCCGCUUACCUGGCCCAUCUUCUGCUACUGGCCCUCCUAUGGCUCGUGGCCCAGCCCCACCCCAAGCCCCUGCACCAGCCCCAGCCCCUGCCCCGCCCCCAGCUCCUGCACCUGCCCCGGCUGCUGCACCUGCACCUGCUCCAGCUCCGCCCCCAGCUCCUGCACCUGCACCUGCCCCAGCCCCGCCCCCACCGGCAGCUCCAGCUCCUGCACCCGCCCCAGUUCAACCACAGCCACUCCCUAAAGUCACCCUUCCCCCUGUAUGUGCCCCAGCACCUACCCCUACCCCCUCACCUGCCCCCUCACCUGCCCCCUCUCCUGCCCCUCCACCACAGACUCCAGACCCAGAGAGGCGCUCAGCCACGCCUGGUGGGACCAGGAAAGAGGUCACAUGGCAGGACCAGCAGACGAAAACAGCCAAUGGUAAUGUGCCAGGAGUGGCAGCACCUCAGACCAAAGAAGAAGGUGGGAUGAAGGACCUGUCCAAGAUGAAGGACAGCUCCUCGUUCAGAUCGUCAGACAGCGACAUCAGCGACGUGUCGGCCAUGUCGGCCGCCUCUGACGCCCGGCCCGCCCGCCGGAUCAGUCGGGUGGAGGCCCUGGACAGCCAAUCAAUGGAGGUGUUGGGGGCGGGGUCAGAGGGCACACAGGAAGUAGCGAAGGCAGCAGGGGGGGGAGCUGCACUGAAGAAGAGUGAAUCAGUUGAGGGCGAGGAAGUGGAGGAGGAGGAGGAGCCUCAGCCUCCAAAGGCGGCGGCGGCGGCUGCCGGAGGGCCCAUGGGCAAGUCGUCGAGCGUCGGGGGGGAGAUCUGCUCUCUGGGCCGGAACGACGACGACGACGACGACAAGAAGCGGCGCUCGAGCUUCGGGGCCAAGAUGAUGGGCAUGGUGGGUCUGGGCAAGAAGAGCCAGAGCACGUCGCAGCUCAACCCCGAGGAGGAGGAGAAGAAGAAGAAGGUGGUGCGACUUCCUGUCCAGAGGAGCGUGGAGACCGGCCUCGCCGUCGAGUUCAAAGCUCGUUUCACCCGCCAGCCGAGCCGCGACCUCGACGCCGAGGAGCCCAAGCCCGGAGCGCUCAUCUUUCCCGGGGUGAAGCUGGCGUCCGACAGACAGUUCACCGGCUUCCUGGAGGGAUUAGGCCCCGCCCAGCUGGCCGGUCGGCAGACUCUGGCCACGCCUCCUAUGGGUGACAUCCAGAUCGGCAUGGUGUACAGGAAGGAGCGGCUCGACGUGGAGGUGAUCCGAGCCCGGGGGCUUGUGGGUAAACAAGGCAACAAGAACACUCCAGCUGCCUAUGUGAAGGUGUACCUCAUGGACAAUGGGAAGUGUGUCCUGAAGAGACGGACGCGUCUGGCCAGGAAAACUCUGGACCCCCUUUACCAGCAGCAGCUGCAGUUUGAGGAGAACCCAGAGGGCAAAGUGCUGCAGAUCAUCGUGUGGGGUGAUUACGGUCGGAUGGACCAUAAAUCCUUCAUGGGCUCUGCUCAGAUCCUAUUGGACGACCUGGACUUGUCCAACAUGGUGAUUGGAUGGUUCAAACUGUUUCCUGCCACCUCAUUGGUGGACCCUGCCUUGGCCCCGCUGACCAAUAAGGAGACAGAGGGCAAGCUGUAGCACCGCCGCCCAGCGGAGGGGACGGGGACGCGUCGUCAUAGCGACCGGCCAGGAGGUUUCUAGAGGGGUGUGUUGCCAUAGCAACCAGCGGGAGGCACAUUCAUGUGGAUCAUGUCCCAUGAUCCUCCUUUCAGGAUGACAUCGCGACAAUGAUGUCACAGUGAUGUCACCGAGUGCUCCCAGGAAGGAGGCGGGGUUUUCUGGCAAGGUCCCGCCCACUGGCGCACACACAGGAGACGGCCUUCCCACCGAGGGCGGGCCCACCUGGCAAAGGAUGCUGGGAAAGGGAGGACUGGCCACAGCAGGAGAAGAAGAAGAGGCGGUGCUCCGGCGGCAGGCCGCGGCGAGGCCAGGAGGAACAGAAGAAGAAGAGUGAGACCUCCAGAGAGCUGAACUCUUUAUCCAUUUAUUUAUUAUUUUUACAUUUUAAUUUCUUCUGGGCGGAGUCUCACCCAGCCAGCCGGCCAAUCAGAUCACCUCCUCAGAAAACUGGAAACCAUAGCAACAACUGAUUUCAACUCUUGCCUGCUGGUUUCCAUGGAGAUGCACAACAGAACGGAGCGAUGGAUGUUGGUUUGUUUCCUUUUUGCACGAACAGACAAAAGAAAAUAAAGAUGAAAAAAUGUUUUCUAACAAUAAAAAUCAGCUGUGCAUGUCAGCUGCCAGAGCCAGGUUACCAUGACGACAGCGGGCUGCGGCCAGACAGGAAGUGGUUCAGUCCCUGACGCUGCGCUCCAGACACUCCACCAGGGGGCAGUGUCAAAUCAACACAAAUGCUCCAGUGUGUGUGUGUGUGUGUGUGUGUGUGUGUGCGUGUGUGUGUGUGUGUGUGUGUUUGGCUCCCUGUGGGAUGUCCCAUCAGGAGGGGCGUUCGAGCACACUUCCCAGGUAG
This is a messenger RNA of Myripristis murdjan (pinecone soldierfish), 6105 nucleotides long. It is a transcript of the gene rims2b, whose product is annotated as regulating synaptic membrane exocytosis 2b. The record is from RefSeq and is a predicted model, not a curated record. Gene Ontology annotation, molecular function: small GTPase binding; transmembrane transporter binding. Gene Ontology annotation, biological process: calcium ion-regulated exocytosis of neurotransmitter; regulation of synaptic plasticity; positive regulation of synaptic transmission. Lineage: Eukaryota; Metazoa; Chordata; Actinopteri; Holocentriformes; Holocentridae. Gene Ontology annotation, cellular component: presynaptic membrane; cytoskeleton of presynaptic active zone.